UCUCUUUCAGCUGGGCCAAAGUAGCCUAUCCUGUCGGACUAUGAUAAAUGAUAGAUAGCCUGACAAUGAACAAACACCUGCUAGAGGGAGCUAACACGGAAAACGACUUGAUUGGAGAAGAAAACACGAAUCGAUGAUUCCUUGCCUAAUGCUAGUGGAUGCGUCCAGGUAAAUAGGCUACACCAGGAAAUGUGCAGUGGCUGGCAUCACAGCAACGCAUGGAUCGCGACUUCGUCCUGAUAUCAACGGUGUUGCCGUGCUCUGGAAUAGCCUAACAAUCAUUUUUUCUGACAUACGCUACAGCUUUCACACCACGCCUCCCCGUUGCACGCACCUCGAUUAACCAUCUUCGCUGGUGCACAGAGUGCUUUUCAAAAGGGAGCGAAAAUGAGACUGGUCCUCAUCUCCUCAUGUCGCGGAGAAAGGAACAUCGGAUAUACGAUGCAAUGAUGGGUAGGUGGACACUGAUGCUGCAUCCACGAGCGCCUUCGCUUCAGGGUGUUAUUUUUGGCACACAGGUAUCACAGGAUAGUUCUGGAGGGAAAGCAAAACAAUGGAAGUUUUGAUUCAAUAGUGCACAACCGCCACGAUCUUUAUGAUUUGGGGGGAUUUAUUUGUGAUGGUAAGAAGAACACCGUUAUCCUCAUUCCCCACACUCCCUUAUGUGUAACAAUUGAAUCUGUUCAAAGCUGUCAAAUUGAUAUUUCAAACGACCUAGACAUCAACGUGGCCUACAUGAGGCGAAACAAUCACUAAACUGUCAAGGAAAACAUUGUUUUCUGGAGUAACUACACUUAAUUAUUUUUUGAAUUGACAUUUUUGUGUGUCAUCUACCUGAGAACUCGGGCAACAUAUGCUGUUAUGGGAAUGCGGCUUGUUUUGUCCCAGUUGACUUCAGUGGUUCGUUUCAGGCUGUAGCGUGUCUAACGGACAUGAACGCGCUACUGGACCGCUUUCACAACUAUAUUUUACCACAUUUACGAGGGGAGGAUCACGUCUGCCAUUGCAACUGUGGAAGGCACCAUGUACACUAUGUGAUCCCGUAUGAUGGGGACCAGUCUCUGGUGGACUCUGCAGAGAACUACUUUGUGAGUGACAGUGUGACCAAGCAGGAGCUGGACCUGAUGUUGGGGCUGCUGCUGGGCUUCCUCCUCAGCUGGCUGCUGCUGUGUCUGGAUGGGGCGCUGCACGCUGCCCUGAGACGUUGGAGGGCCAAACAGCACCAUGAUGCGUUCUCCUGGUCAUGGGUUCCCCGCUUCUGUAACCUGGGGAGAAGGGUGCACAUGAGAAAGCUAGAGGACUCAAGUGGGAACAUGGUGCACAUUAAGCAGAAGCUGUACCACAACGGACACCCCAGCCCACGCCACCUCUGAGAGCAUUGGACUGGCUGAGACCAUAGACUGAGACCUGCUGACAACUGACCAACCAGACAAAGGGCAGCUAAACAAAGACUUUUCAAGAUAUGCCCUUCAAACCUUACUGUUUCUUAUUGCCACUGGAUAGAACACUUUAACUGGCCCAAUGGCCUUCACACACAGUGCAAAACUCCUCACUGCCCAUAUUUGUCUCGACUGGAAAUUAUUUCAUUUAAAAGGAUGUAGGUAAUGGAGGGUCCAGUUAGUAGUGGGGUUAGCAAUUUGAUAAAAGCGUGUUUUUCAAAAUAGUAUAUAUAUAUAUAUAUUUGGUUUUAGAAUGUGAAUUUUGCUAGAAGUGGGGAUGGGGUGUAUAUUUUGCUUGGGGUUUGUCAGUUUGUAGAACAGUUUGUUCAUUUUGCCCGAAUAUGCCCGUUUUGAAAUAAAAAUAUUUAUUUUGCUUGAGGGUGGUCAAAGUUUGAGAGGGAUUUGUGUAUUGGUAGUACUUUGUCUAUUUUAAAAACUUGGCAUGUGAAAGCUGUACUGAGAGGGGCCUAGGGAAUGUAUUUUUCAUGGGUGGGUAUCUUUUCUUUCUUGGUUAUUGAUGUCAAUAAUUACAAAUUAUUUGGGGUGUGGAAGAGAACAUAAAUGCUGCCUGCUCAUCUAACUGUGUGGUGUGUACAGUAUAUGCAGUGUGCCAACAUUAAAGAGCCAUUAGGAAUGGCACUGUUGUGUAUGUGUGUGUUAAGGGGUUAAAGGUUUUAUUUGAUAUUUGGUCCAGAGGGUCAUCACCAUGGAAACCUGGAAAUGAAAUUACAAGAAGGAGGGUUACACUCAGGAACUCUUUAUAGUUGACGAAAUACUUCACACUGAACAGCCAGCUGUAGAGUGCCUCCAUAAUAGUAGCUUUGAAAGGGACUGCCUGUGGUGUAUUAACUCAUAUCACAGGUGCAACAUGCUCUUGUCAUGGCAUUGAAUAGUGAUACUGUAUGAGGACUGUAACCCAUUGGGAUCCUGAGUGUUCCUCCCUAAUGAAUGAGUCUCUAGGGAUCGGGAUGUAGCACCCUUUCACUUCCC
Messenger RNA from Oncorhynchus gorbuscha (pink salmon), 2429 nucleotides. RefSeq names its product transmembrane protein 240-like. Lineage: Eukaryota; Metazoa; Chordata; Actinopteri; Salmoniformes; Salmonidae. The record is from RefSeq and is a predicted model, not a curated record. The transcript is spliced from 3 exons. Bases 933 to 1373 code for a protein of 146 amino acids.